AUGGAUUUUGAUGAGUUUUUUCAAGUGUUUAAGAAUUCUAUUUCGAAUGAUGAAAGAAUUGGAAAUGCAUCAGAGUCAGCAAUAAACAUUUUUGCGCAACAGAAUCCAUCAAAUUUCAUAAUAUACCUUUAUAGAAUUUUAAUUACACAAGAAGUAGAAGAAAAUUAUAGACUAUUUGCUUUAAUCAACCUUAAAAAUCUCAUAACUCCUUCCUAUUCUCAUAAUAUUAGCAGUAUUCUCGAAGCUUUAAAUCAAAUUCAACCAGCAAAUCAAAAGAACGAUAUUUUUGAAAUAUUUAUGUACUACUCUCAGAUUGAAUGUAAGUUACAAUCAUUAGCUUGUCAUUCCACAGCUUUAUACUUUAGAUUCGACAUUGAAAAUUAUACGAAUACAAUAAUCAAUAGAAUAAAUGAAAUGACAUCUGCAUCUGAGCAAGAUAUCAAUGUACUUGUUGGAAUUGGAAAUAUUUUUGUCGAAUUAUUUUUAAAUUUAACGACAAUGGAACUCAGGAAGUUUAUAAGAUAUGCAAAAACAGAAAUUGUCGCACAAAUAUACAAUCUUUUUAUAUCAAUUUUGAGUAAUAUUGAAAUUGAUGAGAAAAUAAGAGAAAUUUAUUUAGAAUGUAUAUAUCAAUUCUUUUUAAAGCUAGAACUGAAGCAAUUUACAACAGACACGAACCCUGUUUUGACAUUUUUCGAGUUACUUCCUAAAAUUUUACCUUAUACACAAGAGAAGUCAUUUUCGAUAUGUCAUACAAUACUGUUACUCAUUAUACGUAAAUAUUAUGCAAACAUUGGUGAAGGAUUUCAACAAAUUUAUUAUAUCGGAAAUUGUGGACUCCAAAUGGAGAAUUUAUCAUUCAAAUGCAUUGCCAUUGAUUUCUGGUCUGAUGUGGCGAAGAUUAAUAAGCAAAUAAUCAAUGCAACAAAGAAUUCUCAAAAUUUAAUUUUAAAUAAUGCAGAAAACAUUGUUCCCAUACUUGUAGAAUGCUUGUCUAUCUCAGAAAAUCCAAGCGAAGAAGAGUAUGAUGCAUGCAAAAAGGCUACAAAAGCUUUAAAAAACAUUUCAAUUAUUCUUCCAAAGCAAAUCCUUGAUAAUUACGGAAAUGACAUAUGUAAUUGGUUACAAAGUAAUGAUAAGAAAGCUAUUUACAAAGCGUUGCUCCUUCUACACGCUUUUGUUUCUUCAAAGAAAACAAUAAUUUUUUCAGAAUUUGUCAUUUCACAGUUGCAAUAUAUAUUAAACAGAUUCGGUGAUGAAAAUGUAAUGAUAAAGAAGCUAGCCAUUGUUGUAAUGUCUAAAAUUGUUAAAGUUUUUCAAAAUGAUUUGAGAAAUGAAGACAAUAUAGUUUCAAUUGCCCUUGAAUUCGUUAAAAGUGUCGAUGAUCCACAAAAUCUUACCUAUGGUUUACAUUUUUUGUGUCCUGUUUUAGAAAUAACAAAUGAAGUGUUUUUGAACAAUAUUUAUGAGGAUGUAUACUCAUUCUUACUUGAAAUCAUGACGAAUGAAUCCAUUUCCAAUGAAGGAAACCUUCUUUUUGAAGCUUUUAACGCAUUUGACAUUUUAAUUCAAAGAAAAUGCGAGCAUUUUAGGGAACUUAACAUCAAAACAAUUGAGACAUUAUUAAAUUUAAUAGAAACAACCCUUACAAGUUUCCAAAAUUCAGUUGAUAGCGUUCCUUUUCCAGAUAGAAAGCUACAGCUUGCUUGUUUGUCGGUUUCCAUCCUUUUGGAUAAUACCCCAAGCAGUUUGCUUGAUUAUGAGGCUAUUGUUAAUCAAUUAUUUAAUAUUUAUAAUAAUUUUGACUUGCCAAUAAGAGUUGACUUGUUUUUAGUCAUAGAAAGUGUCAUCAAAAAUGACAAAGACAACAUAUUCUUGCAAUUUGGGGAUGCUUUCGUGAUGUUUAUAGAAAAUGCUCUUAAUUCUCAGAUUCCUGAUCUAAUAGGUACUGCAGCAGAAGCAUUUGGUUCAUACAUGUAUGCCUACCGAGCCAAUGCUAUCUGUUACGGUCAAACUUUGGAACAUAUUUUAUAUAUUUUACAAAAUGAUGCGACACCUCAAUAUCCAGUUGUUUACAGUCGCCUUAUAUCAUGUGUUGGCCUUGUUCUCACCGGAGUUAGAGAGCAAAUGCCAGAUAAUGUUUUUUCUCAGAUUAUUGAAAUUUUAACAUCAUUUAUGAAUACAAAAGUCGAAGAAAAUGAAAAAGAGAACUAUAUAGAAGUCAUUCCAUCUAUUUUGCAAACUCUGAAAAGGUUAUUUGCCACAUCUGAAGAAAAUCAUGACCAACAGUUCAUUAGAUGGACUAAGAAAAACGUAUUUUCAACAUUCAUAUCUCAAAUAUGGGAAAACAAGAUAUUUAAUGAUCAAAUUUUGUCUUUAAUUCUUGAUCUACUUGAAACAAUAGGAAAUGUACUGAAAGGAAAUAUCUCCGUAUCAUUAAGAACACCAACUAUCAAAUAUUUAGUUGAAGAAGCUUUGUUUUCGUUCGAUGAGAACUUAUCCGAGAAAUCAGAGAAAUUCAGAGUUCUACUUGAUAAAUUAUAG
Messenger RNA from Trichomonas vaginalis G3, 2544 nucleotides. RefSeq names its product armadillo (ARM) repeat-containing protein family. The record is from RefSeq and is a predicted model, not a curated record. The transcript has a single exon. Gene Ontology annotation, molecular function: small GTPase binding. Gene Ontology annotation, biological process: intracellular protein transport. Lineage: Eukaryota; Parabasalia; Trichomonadida; Trichomonadidae. Bases 1 to 2544 code for a protein of 847 amino acids.